GUAAAACAUAAAGAAGAAGAAAGUGAGAGCGGAGAACUAGCAAGUAAAAAAAAACUGCCCAAUUCCGCUGUGGGCAGCCUGAACCUCGGACGCAAAAGGUGGCGUCGUGGCCGCUAUACUCAACUGUUUUUUCACAGAAGUCCAGCUCUUCCGAACAUAUGUCGCCAAGGAAGCGAGUGGUCUGUCCCUUGUGCUCCUGUCUGUUUGCAGCCUUGUCCAAUCACCUGCGUGUAACCCAUGGCGUAAGGAAUUUGGAAGAGAGGACUAUUCUCCUUAAACUGGCGGGGGGGCGUGUCUUUGUGAGCAACGAACCAUGCCCAAUUGAUGCCUGUCCUCUGGAAAGGGCGUGUCUGGACCGACACCUGAAAACGGGCCACCCCGAGCUGCCCUAUUUGGUCAGAAUGGAGAUCCUGUCCAAUGUUAAAAGGCGCGUUGCGCUCAGGCAGCUGCGGCUCCUCCGGCGGUCGGAACCGCAACCACCCAUGAACUCUACGCUGGAUCAGGACGAGGAUCCGGGCGAGGACCCCAGCAGCGUUAUCUAUGAUGCCGUGGCCGCCACAGCUGCGCCCGCAGAGGUCAGGCCGGGCUGCUCUAGCUGUGAGCAGCUAGCACGUGAGCUCAGGGCCCUCACCCUGGAGCUCAGCUCGCUGCGCUUCAAAUACUGGAAGAUGUAUCGCCUACACAAACGGCUCGGGUCCAGGGUGGCGCGUCUAUCCCGAAGAACAGAUGACGACGGAGACGAGGAGAACGAGAGGGAGGAGCGGCAGCAGCAGGACAGGAGCACCUCUCCCACAGUCUCUCCUUCCACCCAGUCUACUUCGAGGAGUGGGUCAAAACAGGGUGCUGUCAGGGUCGAGUCCUCUUUGACCUCCACCAGCACACACGCUGGGACCCCCUCCACCUCCUCCCAUUACACCGGACUCCCAGUCGUUACCGAUGUUUGUUCCCUGUCAGUGGAAGCCCAGAGGGGGAAACGACCUCAGCCUGUUAUUCCCCAGGUUACGUCAAAAAGACCAAGAAAAAAUGUCUUCUGUCAGAAAGCCUCAGCUGGAGAUCUGAGCUGGAGAUGCUCCUCUGUGCCUGAAGAAGAUGAUGAUGAUGAGGUAGUUACCUUGGAGAAUACAAGUACCCCUAAGCCACAAACGCCUGCUCCAAGCAUUAAUGAAAUCAAGAAAGAGGAGGAGGCGGCGAGCGAGUUGGAUACCGCCGCAGGUCCGAGCACACGGGUGGUCAACAGCUCCACCCAAACAGCAGCUUCCAAAGUAAAACUAGAAACAGAGAGUCAAAGCCAACCUGGAGGGAGGGAGAAAGGGUGCAGUAACAAUGGUGCCAUGUUAGACAACACAGACACCCCCGUCCUCCAGCAGGAGAACGGGGAAUCCAGUCAGAGUGGGAAUCAAGGAGAGCAGUCUUUGUCCAACGGAGUGACACACAUGGAAAAUGAUGAAAUCGCUGAACCUUCAUAUGCUCCCCUUUUCGCUGACAUCUCUGUGGUGCAGAAGCAGCAGGAUCAGCUGCUGGAGCUCAUGCAGGACACGGCUCAAGAGAGGGACCGUGUAAAAGAGGAGGUGCAAAUACUUAACACCCGGCUGCAGGAGCGGGUCAGCGUAAAGAGUGAGUGCUCUCAUCAAGCCUGCCAAACAGAAGUCCAGAAGGACUACAGAAGUCUCUUUGAGAAGGCCAAGAAGAAGGUUCACGAUUUGGUGAAGGACAAAGAGUUUUUAUCAAACGCUGCUGACAUCAGUACCGGCGCUAAUGCUGCUCCAGGUGAAGAACCAGAUGUCCAAGAGAUUUCUCUGCAGGUUGGCGGUCUAGUUCGUGAACUGGAUCAGAGAGAAAAGAAGAUGGAUGAACUUCGCUCCAAGCUGGUCAGUCUGGAGGAGGAGAAGUCGGCUUUAGCGGCCCAGUGUGAAGAGUUCAGGUCAAGUCUGCAGCAAGAACGGGAAACCGCACAAUCAGAGGAGGCUGGAGGCUCAGCAGGCUCUGGCUCAACGUCAGAGGACCACGAAAGUUUGAUCAGGCUUCGAAAGAACGUUGGGAUUCGUCUCGUCUCCUACAUCCCAGAUCUGGAUUUGGAGCAAGUGAAUUAUGAUUGUACCAUCAUCGAUGAGAUCCUGGAGCAGUAUGUUAACCGUAGUUGGGAUUUGGAUGCUGCUUUUCCUCCGUUCACCCUUUGCUGAAGGGCCGAAGGAGACUCCAAACAGAAUGGACAUCUUCAUAGUUCCAAAGCUUCCAACCUCUGGACUUGUAAAACUUCCAGCUUGGUUCUAUAGCUGAAGAGAACUUCACAGGUGUUCUGUAGUUUCAUAAGAACGUCAGGUCCAUCUGGUUUGAGUUUUCAGCUUGUACUUCAGUCUUAGUUUGUGUUUUUGUCUGAGUUCAUUUAACUGCAGCAAGUGGAUAUUUUCAACUAAUUGUCAAACCAAAACUUUGAUGGCUGACGUGUGUGAAAUAAUCCAUCUUGCAGCCCUAAACUUACACAUUUUCAGUUCAAACUGUUGAAAUGUUAAUUUUGUGUGAAGCUCAGGGAGACUGUUUCUGUUGCAUCUGGGAUGUUUUACUCUAAGCCGUUUGUGCUAUUUAAAAAAAAAACAUUAUUGUUAAAUCACAUUUAGUUUGUCAUAGUUCUCACACUCGGUUAUACAUUCUUUUACUACUUUUUUGUUUUCUUAUGCUUACAAUUUUCACAUAGCAUCACAUUAUCUGUCUGCUUGAACAGUUCAGGUGGUGAAAGCAGAUUUGGUUAAAAGUGGUUAAAAGUGAUGGUUCUGCUCACACGUACGAAAAAAUUAAAUAAAAAUAAAUGUGUGUAUUUUCUCGUA
Messenger RNA from Nothobranchius furzeri (turquoise killifish), 2822 nucleotides. RefSeq names its product inner centromere protein A. The record is from RefSeq and is a predicted model, not a curated record. Lineage: Eukaryota; Metazoa; Chordata; Actinopteri; Cyprinodontiformes; Nothobranchiidae.